Suillus paluster is the source of this 2918-nucleotide messenger RNA. Its product is annotated as WD40-repeat-containing domain protein. NCBI's taxonomy places the organism in Eukaryota, Fungi, Basidiomycota, Agaricomycetes, Boletales, Suillaceae. Gene Ontology annotation, molecular function: protein binding. The transcript has 4 exons. The record is from RefSeq and is a predicted model, not a curated record. Bases 49 to 2679 code for a protein of 876 amino acids.
GCGCGAAACGUUUAAGGAUACGACGACUUCAGCAUCUUCCUCAUCGUCAUGACCCACCAGCAGCGACCGUCGCUGGUCCUUGCACCGUCUAUCAACACUACGACGGUAGUCACGACCACAACGACCACGACGGCGUACGCGCCGAUACAGCUGCCACCGCUACCCCCUCCCACUGAGCCCAAAGAUCCUAGAGAGUACCCCUUACUGCACGCUAAUUUUCCUCAAUCCCUCAAGAGAUUCCCCCUUGUAUUUCCUAAUGGCUCCCGUGCGACAUUCCGCGAUGGGGCUGACGGAGAGGGAGAUUUGGAUGAGGAGGAACCAAUUCCGAGUGGAAAGGGCUGGACGAUGAUAAGGCCUGAUUCAUCUGGCAGUUCAGGUAAAGUUGUAGGGCUGGCGGAGGCGGUUGAGCGCUAUGGCAGGAAACGGUCACACGGCGCUGACAAUAUGAUGGAGGGCGUAGAGCCUACGAUUGAGCGCGAGACACAUACCCCCCCUCGAAAGAAGGCAAGGGCAACGCAUCUUCCCCCAAUUACUACUUUGAAUGCCGCUGCUCCUCCAUCCCCGCUGCCAUCUCCUCAUGGGUCACCACCACCACAACCUAUUUGGCCUUCUGCACCUCCUAGUGGUGCUUCUUCCCCCCAACCUCAAGCACCUCUACAACCGGACCUUGCCCUCACGACCCUUCUUACUCUUCCUUCUCUUUUAUCACAUUUUAUAAGCCUUCCCCAACCGUUGCAGUCUCAUUUCCUCCUCACUCUCUUACGACAUUCUCCUCUACCCGUUCUGCGGACACUGCAUUCUAUUCUAACUCCGACUCUAGCGCGUGAUUUUUUGACAUUACUCCCCCCAGAACUUGCAUCACACGUUUUGAGUUUCCUUCCUUAUUCUACUGUAGUUCGAGCAUCCAGAGUAUCCAAAGCCUGGCGCGCCAUCAUUGACUCCGAUCCCGUACUUUGGACUGAUCUCCUCAAAAAUACCAAGAUCUGGUUCGGAGGUGUCACCGAGCGAGCUUUUGCGCACUCAAUCUACGCCAGGCGCCGCCUUGACGUGGCCCCCAUUCCCAGAACCCUUCCCCUCCCUCAUCCAUAUAAAAUGCUCUUCAAAUCGCGACAACUCACUCGAACGCGAUGGGUGGAUAAUGAGAACCCGAAACAUCGAUCGUUCCCCGCACAUGGCUCCUCCGUCGUCACUUGUCUCCUUCUUUCCCAUGGGCGCAUCAUUUCCGCGUCCGAUGAUCACUCAAUUCACGUGUACUCGCCUUUGACGGGCGAACUCCUGCAAACGCUGGAUGGCCAUGAAGGUGGUGUGUGGGCGCUUGCCGCCUGCAAAGACACGCUCGUCAGUGGGUCGACUGACCGCACAGUCCGAAUCUGGAAUCUCGCGACUGGUCGAUGUACGCAUAUAUUCGGCGGUCAUACCAGCACUGUCCGAUGUCUGGCUAUUGUCAAGCCAGAGUGGAUCGAAAUCGAAGGCGAAGGCGGUGUCAUUACGAGGGAGAAGUGGCCAAAACGGUCAAUGAUCGUGACCGGCAGCCGUGACCACUCCCUUCGUGUGUGGACUUUGCCUCGGCCUGGUGAUCCUGAAUACAGAUGCUAUGGUGCAGAUGACUCUGAGGCUGACCCAGCUGAUGAGGAUGCGGACGAUAAUCCGUAUCAUAAGAUGCACCUAGAGGGUCAUGAUCACGCAGUUCGUGCUCUCGCUGCCCGUGGCCGCACGCUUGUAUCUGGGAGCUAUGACUGCACUGUAAGAAUAUGGGACAUCGUCACCGGCGAAUGUAAAUGGGUUCUUGUGGGCCACACACAGAAAGUAUAUAGCGUUGUUCUUGACAUCCACCGCCAGAUCGCCUGUUCGGGGUCCAUGGAUGGCACUGUCCGUGUGUGGAACUUACGAACAGGACAGUGCCAACAUACUUUGACUGGGCACACAUCACUUGUCGGUCUCCUCGGCCUGUCCCCUUCCCACCUCGUCUCUGCAGCCGCUGACUCGACUCUGCGCAUAUGGGAUCCUGAAUCUGGAGAACUGCGCCACACCCUUGCCGCCCAUACGGGCGCUAUCACGUGCUUCCAACACGAUGAGUUCAAGGUGCUCAGCGGGUCCGAUGGUACGCUCAAGAUGUGGAACGUGCGCGAUGGUACCGUCGUCCGCGAUCUCUUGACAGGCAUCCAGGGUGUUUGGCAGGUGGUUUUCGAGGGUCGCUGGUGUGUCGCCGCCAGCAAUCGGAAUCCCACCACAGUACUUGAUGUGUGGGACUUCGGCACUGAUGAGGAUGAGUGGAUUGGAGAGCCUCCAAGUGGUUUCUAUGAUGACGACACUGAGGAGGAAGAUGAGGGGGAAGAGAUAGAACAAGCGGACGUGGACGCCAUGGACCAGGAUCUCGAAGUUGAAGCUUCUGAGGAAUCUGCAGAGCCCGAGGAAAGUCAGGAGAGUGCAGCUGACAGCAGUCAGCUGGCGGCUCCCGAAGUCGAAGACGUCCCGAUGGAACGGGCGGAAGGCGUUGGGGCAUCAAAGUGGGCGCCCCAAACCAAACCUGCCAGCCAUCAGCGCAACCGCGCAAUCCUUGACGGCCCUUCCACCAGAGUGCACCCGCACGCGAUGGACGGUAUUCCUGCUCGCUUACCUCCCACCAACGAAACGCCCACACGCCCUAGAAUACGCACGUCUAUGAAACACAGGCGUUAAUUGUAAUUCAUCCUAAACCGAAGUCGCUCAUUCUUUUUUUAUUAUAUCUGGUUGUCUCGAUUAUGGUCGGCGGUACAUAUUUGUGUGGCAUCUUGACGUCCGUAUGGAUGGGGACUUCGAUCAUUGUCAUUUGCGGGUAUUCAAAACAUUUGUAUCAGUCGCAAUAGAAUUAUUUCAUCCUGUGUUGUAUGUACUCGGGCUGACUCAUUCUUUACUUCCGCGGAACCGUGCUUCGAGAC